Penicillium concentricum is the source of this 414-nucleotide messenger RNA. RefSeq names its product CAZyme family GH72. The transcript has a single exon. The record is from RefSeq and is a predicted model, not a curated record. The coding region runs from base 1 to 414 and encodes 137 amino acids. NCBI's taxonomy places the organism in Eukaryota, Fungi, Ascomycota, Eurotiomycetes, Eurotiales, Aspergillaceae.
AUGUCUCAAACAGGUGUCGCUUACAGCGGAGAUGCCUCUGGUUCGACUGCAGUCGACGGUUUUGUCGAUGGAACCCGUACGAGUACUAGCAUACACCCCAGGAGCAGCAAUAGCACGCCACCGCGCAAGAAUUCAAGGGGUACGAUGGCUGGGAUCAGUGUUGGUUGUACGUUUGGCAUGAUCCUUCUGUUCGCUAGCCUGUUCAUAUAUCUCAGGCGUCGAUACAAAAGGAAUAAACGAGCAAGGCCAUCAUGUGCCUUGCCGGAGACGGAGGCAACUGCAGGAAGUUCGAGUCACGAUGCUCCCUUGGAUGAAUUAGCGCAUACAGAUUCACCAAGUCAACGAUCAGGCUCGGAUCCCAAGGCCCAAGAUCUUGACUCUGUUGUUGUUCACAAGGGCAAGGAAGACGUGUGA